Molecule: messenger RNA, 1485 nt
Organism: Helianthus annuus (common sunflower)
Lineage: Eukaryota; Viridiplantae; Streptophyta; Magnoliopsida; Asterales; Asteraceae
Product: chalcone synthase
Exons: 2
Coding region: 72-1268 (398 amino acids)
Biological process (GO): polyketide biosynthetic process
Molecular function (GO): acyltransferase activity, transferring groups other than amino-acyl groups
Source: RefSeq, a predicted model, not a curated record
UCACCACCAUCACUUGCAUUUCUCAAUCUACCACUCCCCAUUUCUCCCUGCUGGUGAUCGAACAACAAUUAAUGGCCUCUUCAAUUGAUAUUGCUGCCUUCAGAGAGGCUCAACGGGCUCAAGGUCCCGCCACCAUUCUUGCCAUCGGCACCGCGACUCCCUCAAAUUGCGUCUAUCAAGCCGACUACCCCGAUUACUACUUUCGGAUCACUAAAAGCGAGCACAUGGUUGAUCUCAAAGAAAAGUUCAAACGCAUGUGCGACAAAUCUAUGAUAAGAAAGCGAUACAUGCAUCUCACAGAAGAGUAUCUUAAAGAGAAUCCGAGCAUCUGCGAAUACAUGGCUCCAUCGCUCGACGCCCGUCAGGACGUAGUGGUGGUCGAGGUCCCAAAGCUCGGUAAAGAAGCCGCGGUUAAAGCCAUCAAAGAAUGGGGAAAACCAAAAUCACAAAUCACGCAUCUCAUCGUCUGCACCACCUCCGGAGUCGACAUGCCCGGUGCGGAUUACCAGCUCACCAAACUCCUCGGACUCCGCCCGUCCGUCAAACGCUUCAUGAUGUACCAACAAGGCUGUUUCGCAGGCGGUACGGUUCUCCGCAUGGCUAAGGACCUUGCGGAGAACAACAAGGGCGCACGUGUCCUUGUAGUUUGUUCAGAGAUCACCGCGGUCACGUUUCGUGGACCUAGUGACACUCACCUUGACUCCAUGGUUGGUCAAGCUUUGUUUGGGGACGGGGCUGCUGCGCUUGUCGUGGGUUCCGACCCUGACUUGACGACCGAGCGGCCCUUAUUUCAAAUGGUGUCUGCUGCGCAGACAAUUCUACCUGAUUCAGAAGGUGCAAUAGAUGGUCACCUUCGGGAGGUGGGACUGACGUUCCAUCUCCUAAAAGAUGUACCGGGGUUGAUCUCGAAGAAUAUCGAGAAGGCAUUGACCCAGGCGUUUUCGCCUUUGGGUAUAUCUGAUUGGAACUCGAUAUUCUGGAUCGCGCACCCCGGUGGACCCGCAAUUCUGGAUCAGGUAGAGCAAAAGCUGAAACUAAAAGAGGAGAAGAUGAGAGCCACUCGACAUGUUCUGAGCGAGUACGGAAACAUGUCAAGUGCGUGUGUGUUGUUUAUUCUAGAUGAGAUGAGGAAGAAGUCGGUGGAAGACGGUGCUGCAACCACCGGCGAGGGUUUGGACUGGGGUGUUCUGUUUGGUUUCGGGCCGGGUUUGACGGUUGAGACGGUGGUCCUUCAUAGUGUCCCAACAACCAUGCCUAUUGCCCCCUAAAUUUAGUGAUGGUGAUAAGCUGUCUUUUGUGGAAAUGAAGUCAAUUAAAUAAUUACUUGCGUUAAUUAAAUAAUCAUGUAUUGUAGGGUUUUUUAUGUUCGUUGCUUUAUAUGUUGAGUAAACAAUUAUGUGUAAUUCUAAGUUUGGAUAGAAUAUGCCCUGCUUGUAUGAUUCUCUAUAUAUAUAUAUUUAAAUUAAAAUUUGUUUUUGUUGUUAA